Molecule: messenger RNA, 3251 nt
Organism: Glycine soja
Lineage: Eukaryota; Viridiplantae; Streptophyta; Magnoliopsida; Fabales; Fabaceae
Product: receptor protein kinase-like protein At4g34220
Exons: 2
Coding region: 416-2758 (780 amino acids)
Biological process (GO): protein phosphorylation
Molecular function (GO): ATP binding; protein kinase activity; protein binding
Source: RefSeq, a predicted model, not a curated record
CCUUUUAUUAUCUUUCCUUCAGUUAGGUUCAGUUCAGUGAGUUCACUUCAUCUUUAUCUGCACAAAGCAGGAGAAUUAUCUUUUCUUUCUGCUUCCACUUUCUCUCUACAAAACUACAAACUCAAUCCAAUUAUUCCUUUAUUUUCUCAGUACCCUCAUUUAAUCAUUUUUCGUCCUUUCACAUACAGCCUGUUCGUCUGCCACACUCUAACACAUCCUAGCUACUCCCCAAAAGUUCUUCCACUAAUUCUCCAACCCCCCCAAGCACCAAACUGAUCAAAAGAUUUGGUGAACUAAACAAACAAGGAGUAGUAGGUAACCAUAUCCUUUUGUCUCUUCCCCUCUAUACCUGCUCUUUUUCUACACCAUGAACUUGUAGUUUAGUUCUCAAUAUGUUGUAUUGCCAAAGGGAAUCAUGAGCCUUUACUCUCAGAAUCUCCAUUUGUGGUGGAGACUCUCAUCCUUCCUUCUUCUACUUGUUCAAUCUGUUACAUCUCAAUUUGUUGCAUUUACAUCUCUUAACUCUGAUGGGAUUCACUUGCUUAAAUUCAAAUAUUCCAUCCUCAACGACCCGUUAUCAGUCUUAGAGAACUGGAACUACGAGGAUGCAACACCAUGUUCAUGGCAUGGUGUUGCAUGCAGUGAAAUUGGAGCCCCUGGCACCCCUGACUUUUUCAGAGUAACUAGCUUGGCCCUUCCCAAUAGCCAACUUUUAGGUUCCGUUUCUGAAGACUUAGGCUUGAUCCAAUACCUUCGCCACAUCGAUCUCUCCAACAAUUUCCUUAAUGGCUCUCUACCCAACACUAUCUUCAACUCUUCUCAACUUCAAGUACUUUCCCUCUCAAACAAUGUUAUCUCAGGCAAACUACCUGAGCUAAUUGGCAAAAUGACAAACCUUAAACUUCUCAACCUCUCUGACAAUGCCUUUUCCGGUUUGAUCCCAGAAAACCUCUCUACUCUACCAAACUUAACCGUUGUUUCACUGAAGAGUAACUACUUUUCUGGCAGUGUCCCAACCGGGUUCAACUACGUGGAGAUUCUGGAUCUGUCAUCCAAUUUGCUCAACGGAUCUUUGCCAAAUGAAUUCGGCGGCGAAAGCUUGCGCUACUUGAACCUCUCUUACAACAAGAUUUCGGGAACAAUACCACCAGCAUUUGCGAAACAGAUUCCUGUAAACACAACAAUGGACCUCUCAUUCAACAAUCUGACAGGACCAAUACCAGGGUCUGAGGCUUUGCUCAACCAGAAGACAGAGUUUCUAUCAGGGAAUGCUGAUCUUUGUGGUAAGCCUCUGAAGAUUCUUUGCACUGUUCCCUCUACUAUGUCCUCUGCUCCACCCAAUGUCACCACAUCUUCACCAGCCAUUGCAGCCAUACCAAAAACAAUUGACUCAACCCCUUCAACAAACACAUCAGGAACCACCACCAGUUCUCAGAAUGUCUCACCAAGUGGCCUAAAACCCGCCACCAUAGCAGCAAUUGUGGUAGGAGACUUAGCUGGCAUGGCCCUUUUGGCUCUCAUCAUUCUCUUCAUCAACCAACAGAGAAAGAAACGAUAUCCAAAUCCAAAACCAAACACUAAUGCUUCUUCCGCCAACAACCCAGAAAAGAAACAAGAAACUGUUUCAAGACAAGAUGCGGAGGCGAGAACUAUAACACCUUCACUUCCUUGUUCCUGCUUAACAAUCAAAGAAGAAGAAACUUCAGAAGCAACGAGCUCCGACAGUGACCGCGAGAGCAACACCGCAGUGAACAUCAUGGCAGCACAAAACGGGAACCUUCCGAGACACGGCACUCUUGUGACCGUGGACGGGGAGACAAAUUUGGAGCUUGAGACUUUGCUCAAGGCUUCAGCGUAUAUUUUGGGAAACAGCCACUUCAGCAUUGUUUACAAGGCGGUGCUGGAGGACGGAAGAUCCUUUGCUGUUAGAAGGAUCGGUGAGUGUGGGAUUGAGAGAAGGAAGGAUUUUGAGAACCAAGUUCGUGCCAUUGCAAAGCUUCGCCAUCCGAAUUUGGUUACGGUUCGUGGCUUCUGCUGGGGCCAAGAAGAUAAACUCCUAAUAUGUGACUAUGUCCCUAAUGGAAGCCUCGCCACCAUAGAUCACAGAAGAGCAAGUACAUCCCCAAUGAACUUGUCCUUGGAGGUGCGGUUGAAGAUAGCGAAAGGGGUGGCACGAGGGUUGGCUUUCAUUCAUGAGAAGAAACACGUGCAUGGCAACGUUAAACCCAGCAACAUCUUGUUAAACUCGGAAAUGGAACCCAUCAUAAGCGAUUUUGGGCUGGACCGGCUCCUCUUGAAUGACGUAACCCAAAGAGCGAACGGUUCGGCAAGACAAUUAAUGGGGAACCAAAGAAACCAACAAGACCUGCCAUUCGUAACAAUGGGACCAUCCACUAGCGGUGUGGGUCAAAUAAUGCACUAUCAAGCACCAGAGUCACUUCAAAACAUCAAACCCAAUAACAAGUGGGACGUGUACUCUUUUGGCGUGGUCUUGCUGGAGCUUCUAACUGGGAGGGUUCUCUCGGACCGGGAGUUGGACCAGUGGCACGAACCGGGUUCGGUGGAAGAUGAGAAAAACCGGGUCUUGAGGAUAGCUGACGUGGCAAUGAAGUCUGAAAUAGAAGGGAGAGAGAAUGUGGUAUUGGCGUGGUUCAAGUUGGGGAUUAGCUGUGUUUCCCAUGUCCCACAAAAGAGACCGUCCAUGAAAGAGGCUCUACAAAUCUUAGACAAAAUCCCCGGUGCUGCUCCAGUCCAUUAAUUCUUCUCCAUGAUUAUGUGUUUCAUAUUCACACCCCGUUUUUUAGAUCAAGGUGCUUAGCCUUUUGUUGACUUGAAUUAGGCAUCAAGAGAAGAAAAGAUUGGAGACAAAAAUGUUUGUUUAUGCAAGGUAACAAUGAUUGUAACUUUGACCACUGAAUCGAAUCCUUGUCUGAUCUUAUAUAAUCAAGGUGCAUUUUGUUCACGGACAUGGGCACGCAUGGCCGGUCUUGCUGACUAUUAAGCUUGCGCAAGAAGUGAUUCAUGCAUGUUUAGUCGUACAUAUGAAUGAUGGGGGACUAGUGCUUCUGAUUUAUACUGCACAAAAUUUUGGACAUUGGGGAUCUCAAAGUCUUUGAUAUAAUAGUGUGCACUCUUUCAUUGUCGGUGUGUUUUUUUAAUCAUCGAUCAUGCGUGCCUAUAAAUCAAACAUGUUAAGAUAUUUUGCUGUCACAGUCCAUCUUCGACAAAUUAGUCAAAUUUAAAUUUCUAUA